GCUCACUCAAAUCUCCUCAUGAUCCAAAAACAAAACAAAAAAACAAAAAAAACCAGAAAAAUGGGGAAGCCCAACAAGCAUCUUUCAUUCCUGGCGAUUUGCGCGAUCCUGGCCGUUCAUCUAACGCUGGCGUCGUCCUCGGCCAUUGAUCUCAUCAGCGACCACCAAUUGAGCUGGAUUGCGGCGAGAUCGGACGGCUGUCGUGGCUCCAUUGGGGAGUGCCUCAUUGCCGACGUGGACUCGGAGCUGGAGAUGGAGAUGGACUCGGAGGGCCACCGGCGCAUCUUAGCGCAGAGGCGGUACAUCAGCUACGGUGCGCUGAGGAGGAACACUGUCCCCUGCUCGCGACGCGGCUCGUCGUACUACAACUGCCGACCUGGCGGCCAGGCCAAUCCCUACUCGCGCGGCUGUAGUGCCAUUACUCGCUGCAGAAGAUAAAGUGGUUUUUUAUUUUUAUUUUUCUUUAAUUUUUUAAUUUCUUCUUUAAUUUUUAUUUUUUUGUGUUAUUAAUAGUAUUGUUAUUACAUAUCUAUGAACGAAUCAGAUCGGUGAUUAUGAACGAAUCUGAUCGCUGAUUGUGUGUUGUAUACAUUAAGAUGAAGAGAUUUGAAUAAGUGUUUAAAAAGAAAAUUCGAUUAUGACUAUAUCAUUGUAAUGCUCUUAUUACACGAAUUUAUUUAUU
Molecule: messenger RNA, 682 nt
Organism: Morus notabilis
Lineage: Eukaryota; Viridiplantae; Streptophyta; Magnoliopsida; Rosales; Moraceae
Product: protein RALF-like 33
Exons: 1
Coding region: 19-438 (139 amino acids)
Source: RefSeq, a predicted model, not a curated record